Vidua chalybeata is the source of this 5276-nucleotide messenger RNA. It is a transcript of the gene MPPED1, whose product is annotated as metallophosphoesterase domain containing 1. The transcript has 8 exons. Bases 509 to 1438 code for a protein of 309 amino acids. Lineage: Eukaryota; Metazoa; Chordata; Aves; Passeriformes; Viduidae. The record is from RefSeq and is a predicted model, not a curated record. Gene Ontology annotation, molecular function: hydrolase activity.
GCACCGCGCUCCGGGGAGCCUCCCUGCCCCUCGGGGGCUGCUCGCCCCGGCCGUGCGAGCGCUCGCUGGAGAGGGCAGAGCGGCCGCUGCCUCGCCGUGCCCCGCCGCCGCCCAGCCGCGAAGUUACUUUGUUCGCAGAGUUGCCGCGGAGGCCGGGCUGGUACCCCCGGGCGCCCCGGCCGCUCGUCUCUCGCAUUCCCCCCGCCGUGCUCAGCGUCACCGGCCAACACCGCGAAGGAAGCCCCCGUGGAAAAGCUGUGCGCGCCUUCCUCGAUAGCUUCCCCUCGCACAGCCGGGGGAAGGGGUGAUAGAAGAGGAAGAACUUCCCUUUGUCGUAGGAGAGGACUGAGUGACCUCCAAAGUUUUGUUCCGGGAGGAAACUGCUCGAAUAAGUUUGGUGUUUGGAAGGGGAGCGUGCUGGCCAGGCCGGGGGCUGUCAUGGUGCUGGCCCCCGCAGCAGGGAGAUAGCAGAGAUGGUGGCCUGAGGGCGCUGGCCUCACACGCAGACAUGGCCUUCGCCCAGUCCCACAUCAUGGCAGCCAGGAGGCACCAGCACAGCCGGCUCAUCAUCGAGGUGGAUGAGUACAGCUCCAACCCCACACAGGCUUUCACGUUCUACAACAUUAACCAGGGACGCUUCCAGCCCCCGCAUGUGCAAAUGGUUGAUCCGGUGCCCCAUGAUGCUCCGAAGCCUCCAGGAUAUACAAGAUUUGUCUGUAUUUCUGAUACUCACUCAAGAACUGAUCCCAUCCAAAUGCCAUAUGGAGAUGUGUUAAUACAUGCUGGUGAUUUUACUGAGCUGGGACUUCCUAGUGAAGUAAAAAAAUUCAACGAGUGGCUAGGUAGCCUGCCCUAUGAAUACAAGAUUGUGAUAGCAGGAAAUCAUGAAUUGACCUUUGACCAGGAAUUCAUGGCUGACUUAAUCAAGCAGGACUUUUACUAUUUCCCCUCUGUUUCUAAGCUGAAGCCAGAGAGCUAUGAAAAUGUACAGUCUCUUCUAACAAACUGCAUCUAUCUUCAAGACUCUGAAGUGACAGUGAGGGGAUUCAGAAUAUAUGGCUCCCCUUGGCAACCUUGGUUUUAUGGCUGGGGCUUUAAUCUUCCACGAGGCCAAGCACUACUAGAGAAAUGGAACCUUAUUCCAGAUGGAAUAGAUAUUCUUAUAACACAUGGACCACCUCUUGGUUUUCUAGACUGGGUUCCUAAGAAAAUGCAACGGGUAGGAUGUGUUGAGCUGCUGAACACAGUCCAGCGACGAAUACAGCCAAGGCUUCAUGUUUUUGGACAUAUCCAUGAAGAAAUUAUAAGCCAAGAGAGUUGCAGGGGAUAUAAGCAAAGAGCAAGCCAUGAAGCUUCAAGCAGGUUAUGGUGUCAUGGCAGAUGGAACCACCACCUAUGUGAAUGCUUCUGUGUGCACUGUGAAUUACCAGCCACUUAAUCCGCCUAUAGUUAUUGACUUACCUACUCCAAGGAACACAUGAUUAUAAUGAGGAUUUAAAGUUGUACCCAACACAUAAGCAACUUUAUAAUGCUGGCUGAAAAUCCCAAUAGGGAACCAUUCAACAAAAAAAGCAAAAUCCUUCUUUUUUUCCCUGCUAGUUCUUCACAGAUAAAUUUAGAGUAACAAAAGUGGACAAGGAACAAAGACAUUUUGGUGCCAGAAACAGAUUAAAUACUAACAUUUCACCAUUAAAAUGUUUGUGAACACAGAAAAGUGAGUGCAUUCUACAUAUCUAUAUCUAUAUCUAUAUCUAGAUAUAGAUAUAGAUCUAGAUAUAUAUAUAUGUAUAUGUAUAUAUAUAUCUAGUAGGGGCUUUUGUACAUACCAUAUACUGGACUUAUUAAAAGAACGAUGUCUUUCAAGGGAGUGUUUCUUUAAGAAAGUUUGCAGUUUAAAUGUAAGUGUUUAGACUAGGACUUCUGCAUUUCAGAUGUUUUUCAGUGAGCUCUUGGUAAAAUAAAAAUGAUGGUAAAGAUGUUUUCCCUUAAUCAACAUGGCAAAUAUAAAAGAUGGUGCACAAAUGACAGUCACAGGAGGAAAGCUAUUUCUCCAAGUCCUCCAGGUCUAAGUCUUUGCAUCUAUUCAAAACCAAUGCAAUACAGGCCCUAAUUCACUGUACUGAAAUGAAGUUUUACUACAUCUGGCAUUACAGAUGGCAAGGGAAAUGGUGCAUAUUGCCAGCAUGCUGUAAACAGCUCAACACUCAAGAAGGGAGACUGUUAAGUGCAGUAUAAACUCAGGAAUUUGUAACCUAGCCUUGCCUGUGAAAAAAAAAAAAAAAGAAAAAGGAUGACAUUUCCCUUAAAAAAAAAAAAAAAAGAAGAAAAAUAUAACUGUGUUUUCAUGUGGUAAAGCGGUAUGUUAUUGUAUUUAAGGAAAAAAGAAAGAGAAAGAACCUGCAAAGAGCCCACCCAAUGAUUAGUAAUGGUAUUUUAAAUAAAAGCCACUGGGACCAUUGGUUUAAAAACUGCUAAUGGGACAUGCAGCCAAUGAUGAGAUUACUGGUUUGAAUUUGGCCCUGGCAGGAGUGGUUAAAUGUUAUUGUGAUCAUUUUGUCCUUGGGAAACAUGGAUGUCAAGGGGAAGGCAUCAACCCAAGGUGUAGUUCAGGCACUCGCUCUUGGGUGGCUGUGAGUGAUGGGUACACACCAAAGUGUGCAGAGCAGAGGUCACCUCAGGGGACCUGGUACUGCUGUUUGCCCACUCAUGGACACUGCUGAGAGAGGCCCAGCACAAACCCAGUAGUGUUGCUUUUGUCACCAGACAAAGCAGGGGACGUGUCAGGAGCUGGUUGAGAUGGUCCACAGCCAUGGUAUUGCCUGUGCAGCUCUCCUGCAGUGCUAGCAGAGGUAUUGAAGCUGCUGGAAUUUUAGUCCUGUCCUCGGCAGAAGCUUAAGAAUUGGUUACAAAGCCACCAAAAAAAACCCAGGGCUUCAGACAUGUCCUGCAAGAAAUAGAUUUCUGCCUUGAACUAACAAACACGUCCUUCUGACUUGAUGGAGAUAAUUUAACUGCUGUAUUCUGAACAUGGGCAUCCUGAAUUUGGGGCUGACAGCAUCUAGACAUUAAUCUUGUUCACAUACAUUGGGCACACCACAGCACUGCCAGCUCAGAGCUGGUUGCAGGUCUGUGCAUAGCCCACACCUGCACACAGGCAUUGGAGAAUUGUGUGUGUUACAUGGAUGUAAAUGUCAGUUUUACGUAGCAGCUGCAUGUACAUUACACAAAUAAACAAUUUAAAAUAUCUGUGUUGCAAAACCAGGCCAUGUGAACUUCAAUUCUGAGCAAGGUGGGCAGUCUGCCAUUAAUUCAGAUGGGGCCACUUUUGCCAGAGCUACUGGUGCAGAAAUUUCAGGAUCAGCUCCUAAAUAGUAAGAACUGCAAUUCAUAGUUGAAUGUGAACUCUUGUCAUCAUUGGGAAGAUGAACAAUAGCAUGUAGUUAGAAUAAAAGUGGCUUGUCUAGUCACAAUUCAAGUGGUUUGCAACAAAUGUGGCAGGAAAUUGGCUGUAUGUUAAAGUCUGAAAUAUUUACGUUCACUCACAGCACUUAAAUGUUAAAGUGAAGGGAAGAGGUCCUUUUAUUAGCCUCAGCAAAAUUUCUAUGUCAACCAUAAAAUAUUCUCUUUAAAAUAAUUUUUCUUAAGGUAUCUUCCAAAUACUGUGUAUUUUUAUGUGGAAAGGAUAUGAAAGCAACUGUUACUUCAGAAUAUCAUUUAAAGUACUUGAGGUAUGAAAGCUUAAAGAUUAUUUAAUCAUUUUGGUAUAACUUGAGUGUUGUAAUUUUUGGUCAAGCAUGUUAGAUGAAUAAAGUCUUAAAAGAACAAAACAACACACAACAAAAAAUAAGGUCUCUUUAUGUGAAGCUCAUGUGAUCAGCUCCAUGUUGGAAUGACUGCCCUCUUCUCCAGGGGUAGAAGGCAGGCUGUGGGACAUUAAAGUUGUUAUGGAGGGCAGUCAGCAGAGGGUGCCCUGCUUUGUCCCCCAGCUUCCAGCCACCACAUCUCCUGCAGAGGGUAAUGAGCUCAAGGUUGGUGUUGCAAAGAGAGGGGAAAACAGGAAUCACUGCCUGUAAUGGAUGUAUUUUGGUGGGAGAGUGUACCAGAUGUGCCUGGGAGGCAGGGAAAAGCUACUGUGGGAGUGCUGCAGCACAGCUCUGGAGAGGUUGGGAACUGGGAUGCCAACUUUUGGGAGUGGGCAGCGUUUGAGGGAAGGAGAGUUCCUGCUCUGAGUUUGGUAUCAGGACACAUCUUCACUGAGAGGGAGGUUAAGGCCAGGUGAAUAAUUUUGUGGGCACAGAAAGACCUGAGUUUCUGAUCUACCUCAGAUAAGGGAGGCCAUGAAAAGGACAAUUUCCACAAAUCCAGCUGUGCAGUUUUCAGCUCUAUUUAAAUUUGGGAUGACCUCUUGAGUAAUUUCCUGCCCCACCUCCCCUUUGCUGACCUUCUCUGAUAUUUAUCCAGGUAGCAGCACUCCUGAAGGAAGGUGUGCUGGUGUGUAUCACUAAUAUGUGCACUCCCAUCACCAGGCAGAAUUGUUGGCUGAGAUUAAUUCUGGUUCAUUUCAGCAAUGAAUAGGGGAGAUAUCACUGCAUGUCAAUGGAAAAAAAAAAUAUGACAAGAUUAUUUUUACCUCUCUCAGUCACAUAUGUCUGAGGAUGUGAAAUGUUCCUUGACUAGAAGGAAGGAGAAGGCUGGAACUCAGCACCCACCCAAGCAGCUGUUUUUGUUGCCCCAGGAAGGAUCAAAAACCUUGUCUCAGGGUCAUGCUGGGGACACAGCAGGUGGGAAGGUGCUCUGGUCUUGCUGCAGGAGGGAGCAGAGGAGAUAAGAAGUGGUUUGUCUUUUCCAGUCACUGACUGCUGCCUACAGCGAAGGCAAAUACUUCAGAGGAAGGAGGAAUGAGACAUCACUUAGAAGGCAAUUUUUGGAAUAAUCUGCCCAGGGGAUCUUUGCCCCCAUCCCAUUUAUUGCUGUUUGUGUGAAAAUUUCUCUCUUAAAAGCUAUAUUAUUGCUCUCUGCUCAAGUAACUCACACAGAGCAAAUAUAACUGCAAAUGGUCUUUCCUUUCAGGUACAUUCCUGUCCCUUUCUUGCAAGUCUCUCUGCAUCUGCAAUUUUAGUGAUAAUUUGGAACAGGGAGCACCCUGGAUGAUUAUGCACAGUGCAUUAGAACAACAUUAUUUUGCUUAUCCUUGUACGUGUGCUGCUGCUGCUUGGGUUUAUUGACUGUCCCUUUAUGUGAAAAGUGAAAUUAAAAUCAUUUCAAUUCUGGCUAGA